This is a messenger RNA of Trypanosoma cruzi, 662 nucleotides long. RefSeq names its product mucin-associated surface protein (MASP), putative. The annotation marks the transcript as partial. The record is from RefSeq and is a predicted model, not a curated record. Lineage: Eukaryota; Euglenozoa; Kinetoplastea; Trypanosomatida; Trypanosomatidae. The transcript has a single exon.
AUAUCUUCCCCUACUCAGGUGGGGAUGCAGAUGGUGAUGAUGAUGAUGAAGAGAUGGAAGAUGGAGAAACCGAAGAGAAAGAAGGAAAAAGAACAGCAGGGCAGAGUGGUCAAGGAGGAACAGUUUUAAUAGGCUCAGGUUCCAGGGAAGAGAUUUUAAGUGGCAAUGAGAAGAAAACAGGCCAGUCAAUUUUAUCUGCAGAGGGCAUUUCUCCUUCCGGCAGUCGGGAAUCAAAUGCCAUUCCCACGCAAACGGAAUUUGAAAAAAAGAAGGAGCCCGACGAAAAUACACCUGCAGUAGAGAAUCCACUCACAACAGGUAACGGAGAGAACACACUGCCUGCGGGAAUUGCGGAAGGAAAUUUUCCAUCAUCUCCAGAAGACGGUGUUGAUUCCCGCAAACAGGAUGGCGAAGAGACCACGAGUGAAGGUAAAAAAUAUUUUCAGUCACCUGCGACCGCAGCCACACCACAAAGCCACCGAGACGAAGGCUCAGAAGGGACUGAGGAAGACACAAAAGCAACGACAGUAACCGCCAACACAACUGAUACGACGAAUACACAAAACAGUGACGGCAGCACCGCGGUCUCCCACACCACCUCCCCUCUUUUGCUUCUUCUUUUUUUUGCGUGUGCGGCUGCUGCUGCUGUGGUGGCCGCGUGA